AUGUUGAAGGCUGGACGUGCAUACCACAAGUACAAGGCCAAGAGAAACAGCUGGCCAAGAGUCAGAGGUGUGGCCAUGAAUCCCGUUGAGCAUCCCCAUGGAGGAGGUAACCAUCAACAUAUCGGUCAUCCUUCAACCGUCAGGAGAGACGCCAGCGCAGGAAAGAAGGUCGGUCUUAUCGCUGCCCGCCGUACUGGAAGAAUUCGUGGAGGAAAGCCAGUCAAGAUCACCAAGGAAGAAGCUGUUUAA
Molecule: messenger RNA, 249 nt
Organism: Strongylus vulgaris
Lineage: Eukaryota; Metazoa; Nematoda; Chromadorea; Rhabditida; Strongylidae
Source: the annotation of a GenBank genome assembly